Molecule: messenger RNA, 3917 nt
Organism: Electrophorus electricus (electric eel)
Lineage: Eukaryota; Metazoa; Chordata; Actinopteri; Gymnotiformes; Gymnotidae
Product: RAS guanyl-releasing protein 2-like
Biological process (GO): Ras protein signal transduction
Cellular component (GO): plasma membrane
Molecular function (GO): guanyl-nucleotide exchange factor activity; calcium ion binding
Source: RefSeq, a predicted model, not a curated record
UGCAGCUUUCCUCGUACACACAGCUGUUCGUAACUGGUGACAAUCCGAGUCACACAAACAAACGCAGUUCUUUCCUUCUGCCCAUGUCAAGGGGCGCGCGUGGCUGGCUUGACGUCUAACGUUACCGCGCGCUUUGCAUUUGCCAGUACAUGUCCAAGUAUUUGGUACGAGCACGCGGAGCGCCGCGCGUCGAAGACACUGCAGAGCACCACACAUCCUCCGCGAGACCGUCGCGCUGACACGUGCUGAGACCGCGAGGGCAGCAGCGGGCAACGGAUCGCGCUGCACCGCAUCCGCCGGUAACGAGCUGGUGUGAGACACCUCGGCCGGAGCACGCGGAUGACAUCUGCACGCUGACGCCUUUCCACGCGCUAGAUGCCACUUGUAGCGCGGAGUCCGCGACGACGCGCGAGGAGCGCGCCAGCAGAGUGAACGAGGGCUGAAGUUGAGCUCGCGGCCGUUUUUUGCAUCUUCGUAGUGAGUUUGGUGUCUUCGCUUCGCGAGAUUCCUGCACUGCGCUUCGUCGUGUCGCCCAAACUUUCAAGGGAGCAGAGCAGUGACGAGAGAAGAGCAAGAAAGGAGGGAUAGAAGGAGGAAGGGAGACAGCGAGAAGACGCACGCACACAGAGCGAGAGAGAUGGAGGCCCUGUCAGCGGGGUCGGCCACGGUGGACGAUCUGGUGGAGGCGUGUGUCCAGGCGUUUGAUGACGCAGGGAGUCUGCAGAACGGGUCUUUAGUGCGGAUGUUUCUGAUGAUGCACCCCUGGUACCUGCCCUCACAUGAUCUGGCAAGAAAACUCCUGUUGAAGUCUCAGGAGGAGAGCGCCACGCCUGAGGUCAGGACUCGGAUCUGCCACCUGGUCAAGUUCUGGAUCUCAGAGUUUCCUGUAGAGUUUAAUCUCAAUCCAGCUUUAGCUGAACAAAUUAGAGAUCUGAGGGAGAAACUCAACACAGAAGGCAAUGAGAAGGAGAGCCAGCUCAUAAACAUAGAGAGUGUGCCGUCGUAUAAGUGGAAGCGUCAGGUGACCCAGCGCGUCACGUCCCUGUCCAAGAAGAGGAAGAUGUCUCUCCUGUUUGAUCAUCUGGAUUCCUCCGAACUCGCCGAACACCUCACCUACUUGGAGUACAAGUCCUUCUGCAAGAUAAUGUUCCAGGACUACCAUAGUUUCGUGAGACAUGGCUGUACAGUGGACAACCCGAUCCUGGAGCGCUUCAUCUCCCUGUUCAACAGUGUGUCCCGCUGGAUCCAGCUGAUGGUUCUGAGCAAACCCACGGUCCAACAGCGUGCCGCUGUCCUGUGCCACUUCAUCUGCGUGGCCCAGAAACUGCUCCAGCUACAGAACUUCAACACUCUGAUGGCCGUGGUCGGGGGCCUUAGUAACAGCUCCAUCUCUCGCCUCAAAGACACACAUGCCCACGUCAGCAACGACACCCACAAGGUCUUUAAUGAUCUGGUGGACCUGGUCACAUCCUGUGGGAACUACAGUCGCUACCGGCGUCGGUUCUCCGAGUGUGUCGGGUUCCGUUUCCCGAUCCUGGGCGUGCACCUGAAGGAUCUCAUCGCUGUGCAUGUGGCCUUGCCGGACUGGAAUGACCCAGAGAAAACCCAGGUGAACAUGGCCAAGACCCAGCAGCUGUACGCCAUCCUGCAGGAGCUGGCGCUGGUCCAGAACACGCCGCCCAGUAUCGACGCCAACACAGACCUCCUCAACCUGCUCACGGUAUCACUGGACCAGUAUCACACAGAGGAUGAGAUCUACCAGCUCUCUCUGCAGAGGGAGCCAAGAAGCACCAAACCUGCCAACUCAAGCCCCUCCCCCAGCCCAGCGCCUAAGCGACUGUCGGUGAUUGAUGAGUGGGUCGCUGCUGUGAAGCCUAAAGCAGAUCCUGCCCUCAUCAGCAAGCACAUUGAGAAGAUGGUUGAUUCAGUGUUUAAGAACUUCGACACUGAUGGAGAUGGCCAUAUUUCCCGUGAGGAGUUUGAGAUCAUCAGGAAUAACUUCCCCUAUCUUAGCAAGUUUGGAGAGUUGGACACAAAUCAGGACGGGAGGAUCAGCAAGGAAGAAAUGAUUGAUUACUUCAUGAAGGCCAGCUCUCUGCUGAACUGUAAGAUGGGGUUCGUACACAUGUUCACAGAGACCACCUACAUGAAGCCCACCUUCUGUGACCACUGCACUGGGUUUAUAUGGGGCUUCUAUAAGCAAGGAUACAAGUGUAAAGCGUGUGGUGUGAACUGUCACAAGGCGUGUCGCUCACGUCUGGCUGUUGAGUGUCGCAAGAGGACGAGGAGCAUCAGUCACGAGACUCCGACCUCCCGACAGACACGGUCCUACAGCUUCCCUCUACCGUCAAACGCUCCGGCCAGCCUCCAGAGCACGGUGAUCGCAGAGGAGGACAGCGAUGCUGUGAGCGAUGCCAUGCUGGACGUGCAACUGUAGCGCAUGUACUGUGAUCCUCACGUCUGCCAGGUCCUCGCACGCACCGCCGACCCGUCUGCCCAACUACUGCUAACCGAAGUGUGUUAUAAAUGUGGCUUCACAGGUAUGUGGAGCGCCAUCAAACGUGCAAGAACAUUCCUGGAUCACGCAGUGGCCCGUGCACCGCUGGAACACUUGGGUAUAAGGCUAGCAUUCAGGCCAGACCAGUGUUUGUGUGUUCAGGUUCAGGGCAGAGGACUGACACCCAUAUAUGGGCCUUCCUGACCUUAACCUGACUUGUGUAAUAAUGAUGGGGAAAGGAAGGUCGAGGAGGUGGUCCAUUCAUCACUUCAUCACCAGCUCCAGAAACUAAGCUCGUCCAGUAUGACAUACGCAUGCUGCCAUCUUGUGGAUGAAAACUGUAAGUGCACUCAUGCCCCAUUUGAGCCUGAGCUGAAUGCUUUUAACACGUUAUCUGUUUGUCCUCAGCAUUAGUGUACAAUAUUCAGUUUACGUUGUUUUUAUAUUUUAAAUAGACUACAUACAAAUAUAAAAAUGGAAUACAAACCGUUGUCUCAUUCGUACUGAAGGAUGUCAGUAAUUACUUUUGUCUUUAGCCUACCACAAAGGACAAAAUCCUUUAGAAAUACUGUAAUUGCGCAUUUAAUUCAGAAAGUCCUGAGCUGUUGAAGUCAACAAGGCUUCUGUUUCUUCCGUGGCGUUUGUGUUUCUGUUGUGAACUCUGCAAUUUUUAAAAAGUUUUUUGCGGUAAGCAGGACAGUGAAUCUGCAUAGAAAACUUAUCCAUUAAGUGGAAAACACGAUGUAUAAUACACAAAUAAUUCUAUAUAAAUGUAUAUGUGAAAACUGCAGUGAAGGACAGGGUCCUUCAUCAGAGUCUUUCGCUACUGUCCACCGUGCUCACUCCCUUAUGGAAUUAAAAGCUUUGGACUCUUCUAAUUACUUAAAUAAGAAUUUCCAGAUAAUCCAGAUGCUAUUGUCAUGAGAAGAAUUUAAAUGUACUGAGGAAAAAUGACAUAUGGUGCAUAUUGUGUAUGACUUUGUGUACUUCUGUGGCAUGGCUACUGAGAUGUUUGCCAAUAUGCUAAAUGCUUUAUCUUUUUAAUUGUUUUAGCAUGCACAGCAUUUUAUACCGACGUAUUACGUGAGCUUCUGAUCUCUUGGUCCCCAUAUGGAAUCCUUGUAAUCUAAGAGAUGUAAUCUAAGCGAUGUUGUAAUCUAAAAUGCUUUAGUCUAACAGAUGUAAUCUAAGAGAUGUUGUAAUCUAAAAUGCUUUAGUCUAACAGAUGUAAUCUAAGAGAUGUUGUAAUCUAAAAUGCUUUAGUCUAACAUGUUGUAAUCUAAGAGACGUAAUCUAAGCGAUGCUUUAAUAUAACAUGUAAUCUAAGCGAUGUUGUAAUCUGAUUUUUGCGCUGUUUGGUGUGUUGUCUUUUUACUGGAAUAUUCUGCUUUGUGAUCAAAUGAACUUAUUAACUUAUUAA